CGUAGAGGUCACUCAAUGACCUUUUUGUACACGUUCAUCUAACAUGUGUUAGAGAAGAGAGCGAAAGAGAGGCGCCGGCAAUUCAGGAAUAGACAACUUUGAUGCGAAUAGAUCAUUUGAAUUUACUUGAAUCAAGGAAUAGAUUUCAGGAAUAAUGCAGUUGUCCAGCAUGAUUGGACUAGUAUCUAUGGUCACUCUGGCCCUAAUGGUCAGUCAUCCUCAGCUGACCAAUGGUCUGGCAGUGAUGUCUAUUGAUCUUGGAAGUGAAUGGAUCAAAGUGGCUGUGGUCAAACCAGGAAUACCUAUGGAAAUUGUACUCAACAAAGAGAGCCGGAGGAAAACACCUGUUACAAUCGCUAUUAGGGAUGAUGAGACGCUUUACGGAGACCCAGCAUUAUCUGUGGGAGUGAGGUAUCCUAAAAGUAACUAUUACUACCUCCAAGAUCUGUUGGCUAAACCUAUAGAGAACCCUCUGGUAAAGUUACAUCAGAAGAGAUUUCUAUUCUAUGAACUGGGAGAAGAUGAAGACAGAGGCACUGUGUACUUUAAGCACAGUGAUGAUGUCAUCUUUCAUCCAGAGGAGCUUCUUGCCAUUGCUCUUAAUAAAUCAAGACAAAGUGCUGAAGGAUUUGCAGAGCAAAUUAUCAAAGAUGCGGUGAUCACAGUACCAGCGUUCUUCAACCAAGCAGAGAGGAGAGCUGUUCUGUACGCUGCUGAACUAGCUGGUCUAAGGGUACUCCAGUUAAUGAAUGACAAUACUGCAGUUGCUCUGAACUAUGGCGCUUUCCGGCGUAGCGACUUCAACUCCACACCCCAGAACAUUCUAUUCUAUGACAUGGGAGCGGGCAGCACUACAGCUACCAUCGUUAGUUAUCAGCUGGUUAAGACUAAGGAGAAAGGUAUACAAGAAACUAAUCCACAGCUAGCCAUCAAAGGAGUUGGGUUUGAUCGUACCCUUGGUGGUUUGGAAUGGGAGAUCAGACUUCAGAAACACCUUGCUGAAAUGUUCAACAAGCAAGGAAAGACAGCUAACAAGGUGGAGACGUCUAAUAGAGCUAUGGCCAAACUGCUCAAGGAAGCUAAGAGGGUGAAGAAAGUUUUAAGUGCCAACAAUGAUAUCACUGCGCAGAUUGAAGGUCUCCUUGACGACAAGGACUUCAAGGGUCAUGUGACCAGGGCGGAGCUUGAAGAAAUGACCUCUGACCUUUUUGAGAGGGUUGGUGGACCAGUGGAAAGGGCAUUGAAAUCAUCAGAGAUGAUUAUGGAUGAGAUUGAUCAGGUUAUCUUGGUUGGCGGUGGAACAAGAAUUCCAAAAGUUCAGGAAACGCUGUUGAAAGUAACAGGAAAGAAGGAGCUUGGUAAGAGUAUCAAUGCUGAUGAAGCGGCGGCGCUCGGGGCAGUCUACCAUGCUGCUCAUCUUAGCAAAGGUUUCAAAGUGAAGAAGUUCCUCAUCAAGGAUGCUAAUGUAUUCCCCAUUCAGGUUGAGUUUGAGCGUGACAUUGUUGAUGAUGACGGUCGUGAGGUGACCCGUAGUGUCAAGAGGACAUUGUUCGGAAUCGCUAAUCCUUACCCUCAGAAGAAGGUCAUGACCUUUAAUAAACAUUUCAAUGACUUUGGUAUUAAGGUCAACUAUGGUGACCUUGAAAGGGUCAUGAAUGAGGACGAUUUGGAUGCAUUUGGAGCUCACAAGUUACUUGAGGUCAAUCUUAAAGGAGUGAAAGAAGCGAUUGAUAAGAAUUCUGACUCAGAAAACAAAGGAAUCAAAGCUCAUUUUAGGAUUGAUGAGAGUGGAAUCUUCCAUUUAGAUACGGUGGAAUCAGUAUUUGAAACAAUGAAGAAUGUAACAGAUGAAACAGAAGAACAGUCUACCUUAGCAAAAUUGGGAAGUACUAUAAGUCGUUUCUUCUCUGGUGGAUCUACUACUGAUGGAGAUGAUGAUGAUACCCAGACAGAGACGGAAGAACAAGGAGAAGGAGACAAAGAUGCAGAGGAGGAAGAGAAAUCAGAUGAAACAGCACCGGAGGGAAAGCAGGCAGAGGAUGGAACAGCCCCUGAACAGCAAGAGGAGAACGGUGCAGAGGAAGAGCCUUCUGAUGAACCCCCUCAGGAACAGGAAACACCAGAGGAUGAUGGGAAGGAAGAGGAGAAAUCAGAUGAUGAUACUGAGAAUAAAUCUGAGGAAGAAGGAGAGAAAGAAAGUACCAAGGAUGAAGAAGAGAAGGAUGGAGAGAAGAAAGAAGAAUCAAAGGAUGAAACACUGAAGGAAGAUGUGAAGAAGGAGACCAAGCCUAAGAUUGUUACCAAAAAGGAGAACAUCACUGUUGAGAUCCAGAUCCUGGACCUGAAUGAGCCGACGAGAGCCAGCAAGAAGGCAUCCAGGAACAAAUUAAAGGAACUCCAAAGAAAAGAGGAGGAGCGUGUCGAGAGAGAGCAGGCCCUCAAUAGUCUGGAAUCAUUCAUAUUUGAUGCCCAGGAUAGGCUGUAUAAUGAGGAUUAUGAGAAAUGCUCUACGGAGGAAAAGAGGGAAGAUAUUCGGUCAAAACUCAGCGAGGCAUCGGAUUGGCUGUAUGAUCAAGAACCUGAUACACCCAUACAGGCAUACAAAGACAAGCUCAAAGAUCUGAAGAAAUUGCUUAAGAACCUCGAGUACAGAGUAGAUCAGCUGCGACGACGACCCGCUGCCAUUGAGGCCGCCAAAUCAGCACUCAACGCUUCAUACCACUUCAUGAUAGUAGCCAAGAAUGUCACUGGCGAGGACUUACUUUACACUGAAACAGAAUUUGGUCUUCUAGAGAAAGCUUAUAAUGAAACCAAUAAUUUUUUUACCACUAAGUUGGAAGAGCAGGAAAGGACUGCAUUGACAGAGAAACCUGCUUUAAUAGUUUCAGAAUUAGAGGAGAAACUUCUAAGCCUUGAGCGGGAAGUAAGAUAUCUCGUAGGCAAGGCAAAGUCAACACCGAAGUCAAAGCCAAAGCCAAAGAAAAAGACUGAUAAAAAGAAAAAUACAACAGAAACAGAUGAAAGUAAUGGAGAUAAUGGUGGUGAUGAAGAAGCAGAAGAAAAAGAAAAAGUUGUUAUCCCUCCCCCUGAAGAAGGAGAGGAGACCACUGAUAAUGCACAGGAUGAGGAUCCUGCUGCAGUAGAUGUGGAAGGGAGUGAGGAGCAGGAUCAAGAAGAGCCAACUGAAGCCACACCUACCGGGGAGGAAGAACAAAUACCAGAAGAGCCUUUACAAUUAGAAGCACCUGAAGAAGAGGUGACAGAUACAGCACAAGAAGAGGCAGCACCAACAGAAGCCCCUACAGAAGAAGUAAAACGUCAUGCCGAACAUUCACAUAAAAAUGGGGAUUUGUAACAGUAUUUAAAUUAAAUGUAUCUAUGUUAUGAUGAUUUACCAUGAAGUGUGUUUACAAAGUGCAAGUGUGAUAUUAUUUUUCUUGAAGCAUUGUAUGGUUUUACCAUUUAGAAUAACCACGCAUGUAUGUUGCAGAAUAGCAUUGGUCUUAUUACACUCCCUUUGGUCAUUCCAGAUGUCGUUUGGUAGCAUUCCACAAAGCACAUGAAGUUUUAUGAAUCUUGAAACAAAGUGUAUGUACCAUUCACUAUUUUGAAUAAAACUGGUCCAGUUCACUUCCAUGGGGUACUCCAUUUUGCAUGUACUUAGUGUGUUCACAAGUCCAAGUUUUGAAAACGUUAUGGUUAGUCGUGUGGACUAAUCAGUACAUUCACAGACAUUGGUUGUAUUGCACUGUCUUGGUUGUAUUUAUUAAAAUUGUACAGUAUUGUCAUACAGUAUGUGGUUCAUGUGGAACAGCUGCUGUAUUCAAGAGUAUUGGUAGUACUGCCCUUGAACAUUGUUUUGUAAUUUGUUUACAAAAAUUUAAGGUCUUUGUUUCCUGAAAAGUUGUAUUAAAGUAAGUUUAUUGUUCCUUGCAUUUCUGCACAGCAUUACAAAUGCUGAUAAUAUUGAAUAUUGACAGGCAGUUGUUUGUAAUUUACACAGUUUGUGGUGCCAUUAUUAUGCCUACACUAUUAAAUUGUGAAUUUUCCUUAAUUUCUUAUUGAUACAAUCGAAAGAAAUUUGUGUUUAAUACAUAGGAUAUAUCAAAAGUAAGAAUAGGUAUUUAUUAAUUUUUCAUUUAUCAAUACUUGGUAAUUUUGUACUUUCAACAUUAGUUGAUCAAUAUUUAAACAGUUUACCAUUGAAUAUUUGCAUUUGCAAAAUUUUAAGAUUUUACACAAUUACAAAUUACUAGUAUAUUGCUUGUGUAAAGGACUCCCAAAUGCACCUUUGCCACCUAGAUAUUCUAAUAUACAUGAAAUGUAAUCUUACAAAUAUCAGUUUCUUGAUGAUAGUAAAACCAUACAGAACACACUUCAUGGUAAAGAAUAGUUGUAAAUGUGGAUUAUUUUAUUAGACUGAUUCUUAAAUUCAAAUUACUAGGAACGUUUGACUCCCUCUACCUCUCUAAACUUAUCACAUUGGACUUGGUCUAAUCCAUUUGGUCUAUUAUCAGUUUGGUCUCAUUGCCACAAAGUGGCCUAACCAUUACUUGGACUGUCAUUUAGUCUAAUGCCUAGAACCUCAAUGCAUAAAAGUUGCUAUCAUAUUAACUCUGCUAUCCAAUGGUAACUGCCAUGGUAACGUACCUCAACAGUUAAUCAAAAUCAGGAUUCUGUGAAAGUUACCAUUGGAUGGUAUAGCCACUAUUACAGUAACUUUCAUGCAACGCGACACAGAUAGACUACUAUCCCUCUCGUGUAUUUCCUGUUUUGCAUUUUUUUUUCAAAUGAAAAUUUGCAUCAUAAACAGUUCAUUUCAUCAAAGAUGGUGUAAAAAUGGCUAUAGUCUAAAUGGGAGAUAGACAAAAUGGCAAAUGGACUAGGAGGCAUUUCUACUAAAUGGUUAGUAGACAAAAUCAAGAUAUGAUCAUGUGGGAUGAGAAAAGCAUAAAUGAGUCAAAGUGGUUGUUAAUAUUACUGGAUUUCCAAGGGCAUUAAAAUCAUAUAUCAUGUGAACCUUG
This is a messenger RNA of Lytechinus variegatus (green sea urchin), 5024 nucleotides long. Its product is annotated as hypoxia up-regulated protein 1-like. Bases 155 to 3355 code for a protein of 1066 amino acids. Gene Ontology annotation, biological process: endoplasmic reticulum unfolded protein response; cellular response to hypoxia; negative regulation of hypoxia-induced intrinsic apoptotic signaling pathway. Gene Ontology annotation, molecular function: ATP-dependent protein folding chaperone; ATP binding. The transcript is spliced from 21 exons. The record is from RefSeq and is a predicted model, not a curated record. Gene Ontology annotation, cellular component: endoplasmic reticulum chaperone complex. Lineage: Eukaryota; Metazoa; Echinodermata; Echinoidea; Temnopleuroida; Toxopneustidae.